UGAUCGGUGAGAAGGCGAUGAUGCCAUUCUUGACAGAUAUUAACAAUCUGAAGAUGACGAAGAUCAAAGAAUGCGCGGAUAAGGCAGUGAUAGUCGUCAAAGUGACGAGUGAUACGAAGGAGCAGGAACGAUCCAACACCGCUCCGGUUAAAGUGGAAUCGCAGCGAGCGAACAAGGCGAGCAAGGAGAAUUCGAAGAGUGGCAAGCCGAGUGCCGCGAGAAGACUCAACACCGCAGCCGGAAAGAAGGCAGCGACUAAGAAAGCUGGCGAUUAUUCGUCGCUCACAAAUCUGGCGACGUCAAAGAAAGCAGUUCAGAUGGAGAAGAAUUAUAGUCUAAAUGAGAUUGAGGUGAUGGUGGCGCAGUAUUUGCCAGCCGAGAUAAUCACCCGUCUCGUAGCCAGUAACAGCAAGAUUGCACUAGCAGCUCUAGGUAUAUGCAAAAUAUUGGCGACGACUAUUGGACCACCAGUUAAGCAACACGUUCGCGCUCUGUAUUAUAUAUUUAUAUGUGCAUUUACGCUCGUGUGUAUCUACUACAUCUACAUAAAUUCUUAGAGGCUUUCUUAUGAUUGGUACCGACUGACACACUCGCAUCCUCGAUACACAUUCGGCCCGAAACGGAAAAACUUAUCGUUACUUUUUCUCAAAUAUAUGUUUUAAAAAAUCUCUCUUUGUUUCUCUUCCGCCACCCUUUCCCUUUUCCUCCCUUCCCCCAGAGUACAUUUUGUCUCGCAUUGCCAACGUAAAACGAAAAAAAAAGAAACGAAAAAAAAAAAUAGAUACGUAUUUCAAACGAUUGAUAACGACGAGCAGAACGUGUGGCGAAAAAAAGAAGCCUGUUUUCUUAGAGG
Temnothorax curvispinosus is the source of this 853-nucleotide messenger RNA. RefSeq names its product protein mini spindles-like. The coding region runs from base 18 to 557 and encodes 179 amino acids. Lineage: Eukaryota; Metazoa; Arthropoda; Insecta; Hymenoptera; Formicidae. The transcript is spliced from 2 exons. The record is from RefSeq and is a predicted model, not a curated record.